AAAACAACUACGCAGUGCCAAGCGCCAUCUUUGUUUAUUAAAUUUGACAUUUCUCAUUAGAAAUUCUGAAUUGUCAGUGAAUCACUAAAAAUCAGAAAGAUAUCAAAAUAAUACUCUGAUUAAGUGGAAUUUCUGUUUUACUAGUGCAUAAUAUUUAACUCAAUUAGUUAAAAGUAGUAGAAGAACAAACCUUGGUUAAGGACAAAGGAAGUCUGGUGGUUAAUCAAGAUAAUCUCCUUGGUCAACAAAUGUUCUAAAAUAGAACAUAAGAAUUUCUUACGAAGCUUCUAAAUGGGUGCGGCUUUAGGACUGUGUUCAGCUGCACAGCUUGCAUGCUGUUGCGGAAGUGCAGCCUGUUCCCUAUGCUGCUCAGCAUGCCCCUCAUGCAGAAACUCGACGUCGUCUCGCAUAAUGUAUGCGUUGAUGUUACUUGUGACUACGGUGGCAGCUUGUAUAACCCUCUCACCAGGGUUGCAGGAUGUUCUGAAGAAGGUUCCGUUUUGUAAGAAUGGUUCAGGGAGUUCACUAGCUAGCGGUUUGGUUUUGGAUUGCGAAAAAGCUGUGGGGUAUUUGGCUGUUUAUCGAAUAUGUUUCAUACUGACCUGCUUUUUUGUUUUGAUGUCAAUGAUCAUGAUUGGGGUCAAGUCUUCUAGGGAUCCAAGAAGUGGAAUACAAAAUGGAUUUUGGGGGUUAAAGUACUUGCUUGUUGUGGGCGGUGUAGUAGGUUCCUUUUUUAUCCCUGAAGGCACUUUUGGCUCGGUUUGGAUGUACUUUGGAAUGAUUGGAGGGUUUAUGUUCAUCAUAAUCCAGUUAAUUUUGAUUGUCGAUUUUGCUCAUUCUUGGGCCGAGGCUUGGGUCGGAAAUUAUGAAGAAACCGAAUCUAAGGGAUGGUAUUAUGGCUUAAUUGGAGUUACACUGUUAAAUUAUUGCAUCAGCAUUACCGGGAUUGUUUUGUUGUUUGUGUUCUUUACCAAGUCCGAUGAUUGCGAUUUGAAUAAAUUCUUCCUUUCAAUCAACCUUAUUUUCUGCGUCAUGGUAAGCGCAGUGUCAAUUUUACCGGCGGUUCAAGAGAAAAUGCCCAGGUCCGGACUUUUGCAAUCUUCGGUUGUCACAAUUUACGUCACCUACUUGACUUGGUCCGCCGUUGCCAACUCUAAAGAGGAAUGCAAUCCCGGAAUGUGGGGGAUAUUCGGCGUGAAAUCCUCAUCGCACAGCAACAUUGAUAUUAUCGGUCUUUUCAUUUGGAUGUGCUGUGUGUUGUACUCCUCUCUGCGCACGGCCAGCAAAUCCUCCAAGAUAACCAUGUCCGACAAUAUUUUGGCCAAAGACACCGGAGCCGACAAAGAUAAAGAUUUGAAAAGUUUGGAUAAUAAGGAUAGUAAAAAUAAUAAGGGUAAUGACAGUGAUGGCGGCGAAAGUGGCAGGAAGGUUUGGGACAACGAAGAGGAGACCGUCGCUUACAAUUGGAGCUUUUUCCACAUCAUGUUUGCCUUGGCAACCCUUUACGUCAUGAUGACCCUUACCAAUUGGUACAAACCAAAUGCUUCUUCCUUGGAAACUUUCACGGUAAACGCUGGCUCAAUGUGGAUAAAGGCAAUAUCAAGUUGGCUAUGCCUUGCUCUGUACUCGUGGACCCUGCUUGCUCCGAUUUUGCUACGCGACAGAGAAUUUGGAAAUUAAACACCCUCCAUUUUCUGUCAGCAUUUAACACACUUAUAAUAAUUAUUAUAAUAUAAUAACUUCACUGUUUAUGUGAUAUUUAAUCCUUAAUCCAUUGCCCCUAUUUGCAAUCGAUUAAAUACUGUUUUAUAGAGUAGUUAGGUCUACUUAAGUUUUAGUUAAUUUUUUACUUUUUAGUUUUAAAUAGAUGUUGUGAUAUGAAUGUAUAUAAAAGUUUUAUCCCAAAUAAAGGCUUUUUAAUCUUGA
Messenger RNA from Brassicogethes aeneus, 1926 nucleotides. The record is from the annotation of a GenBank genome assembly. Lineage: Eukaryota; Metazoa; Arthropoda; Insecta; Coleoptera; Nitidulidae.